UGGGAUUGUUUUGGACAUACUACAUGAGCAACGGAAUGGAGACGAAGCCAGAGAGUCACAAGCUGAUCUUUGAGAAGGAGGGGGUUUAUCUCCACACCAAUGCCAAGAGAAGCAAUCAGGACACAACCAUCCCUGGCUUUAUUCGGAUAGUUGAGCGGGAUGGAGAGCCAUCACUUGAAUGGAGUCCCUUUGAGGAGGAUGUGAGGAACGCUCCAGCUGUCUUUUACACCAAAAAGGAUGGGGACGGAGGGGAAGAGGAGACUAAGUUUGACCAAGGCUAUGAGCCAGACUGGGCCGUCAUCAGCACAGUCAAGAAGGAGAGACGGGAAGAGUGUCCACCAGUCAGAGAAACCGGUCAGUGGGGCUCCUUCUCUCUGCCCCUGUCAGAGCUGUACUCCCUAAGGAGGGCUCGCUUCUCUUUGGGAAGGAACUUCCUAGUACUGACCACCAGAGGGGGCGAUCCACUCCCUCCACUGCACUUCCAUCGAGGGGGCACCAGAGAGCUGCUGAAAGCCAUGCAGCGGUACAUAAGACUUGCCCCAUCUCCCCUGGAUGGUAGGCUAUUCCUGGCUUACCCACAUGAUUCUGGGGCACUAUCUCAAUCGUUUGAUGAGCUUCACCUCUUCGAUGAUGCCAGUUCAGACCUUGUCUCUAGGUUCAUUCAGGACCCUUACGAAACCACGUUUGGGGGGUUCUCCAAAGUGACUAACUUCUUCCGGGGAGCCCUUAGACCUCCAGAGUCACCCCUCAGUAACCGCUUGCCUCAGGAUGCUCACUCACCACGCCUAGCUGACGAGGAGCCAGGCUUUGAGCUCAUUAACUGCGGGGCGGAGCUCGGUCUUAGACCAGAGGUCAAAAGAGGAAAACCUUUGGAUAAUUGGGAUCAGUUUUUGGAUUCAGACGGAUGUGUCACAGAUCCACAGCGAGUUAAAGAGCUUGUGUUUAGAGGGGGCAUUGUUCCAUCUUUGCGGAAAGAGGUGUGGAAGUUCUUGCUAGGGUUUUACCCAUGGAAGAGCACGACCAUGGAGCGGGAGGAAAUCCUUAGAGUCAAAACAGAUGAGUAUUUCAGGAUGAAAGUUCAGUGGAAAUCCGUUACUGAAGAGCAGGAAUUGAGGAACUCUCUCUUCAGAGGAUACCGAAGCCUCAUAGAACGAGAUGUUAAUCGAACAGACAGGCAUAAUUCCUUCUUCUCUGGGAAUGAGAACCCAGGACUUGCCCUGCUCCAUGAUGUGCUGAUGACAUACUGCAUGUAUAACUUUGAUCUAGGAUAUGUUCAGGGAAUGAGUGAUCUCCUGUCUCCACUCCUCUUUGUCACCCAGAAUGAGGUGGAGUCCUUCUGGUGUUUGACGGGCUUUAUGGAUCUAGUGCACCAAAACUUUGAGGAGUCUCAAGAGGCCAUGAAGCAGCAGCUCCUUCAGCUCAGCCUCCUACUAAGAGCGCUCGAUCCUGAGCUAUGUGACUACCUGGACUCUCAGGAUAGUGGUUCACUUUGCUUCUGUUUUCGAUGGUUACUGAUUUGGUUUAAGAGAGAGUUCUCUUUUGAAGACAUCUUGAGUCUGUGGGAGGUAAUGUGGACCCGUUUGCCUUGUGAAAACUUUCACUUACUGAUGGCCUGCUCCAUUCUUGAGUCACAGAAAAAGGAGCUGAUUGGCUCAAAUCAUGACUUUAACUCUAUUCUUAAGCACAUUAAUGAGCUCACCAUGAAGCUGGACCUGCAGUCAGUGCUCUGUGGAGCUGAGGCCAUUUAUUUGCAGCUAGCUAAUUGCAAGGAGCUGCCUGUGAAAGUGCAGGAAGUUCUUGGACUCUUUGUCCCCUUAAGUUCUUCAGAAGAAAGCCCAGAUUCUGAGCCUAGAGAUACUGAUGCCCUUCUCAUCCAUUCAGAAGCCAGGGGAGCUACAGCCUGCCAGCAAUAUAAUGGGCAGUCACCACAGUGCCCACGUCCUACAUACCCUUAAUUCCAUUGAUUGGCAGAAGGAAGAGAGUGGAUUUUAAUUUAAAUGUAAUCGUGAAUAUUCCAAAAGAUUGAUGAUUAACAUUUUUCCUCAGAAAUAUUGGUGAUUGUAAUUCAGAGAUUCAGAUCAACAGCUGCAGCAAUCUAAUAAAUUGGGGAUUAGCUGUUUCAUGUGAUAUUUUCCUAAGAAGGGCAGAAUAUUUUCAACAUGCUGUUCAAACUGAGAUGUGUGAAUGACUGUGAAUGGCAUUGGAAACAUUCAGAAAGAGAAGGAAUUCUGACACCCUGUAAUGGUUUGUUUGUGCAUCUGUUGAUACUAUUGUGCUUUAAGGAAUAUUCCAGGUUCAAUACAAGUUAAGCUCAAUAGCAUUUCUGUCAUAAUGUUGAUUACCACCAAAAUUAUGGACUCAUUCCUUCUUUUCUUGAAAAAAGACAUCUGGGUUCCAGUGAGCACUUACAAUGUAAGUGAACGUUAGAUGUUAAAAUACUAACUUUUUCAAAAGUAUAGCCAAAAGAGGUAAACAAUAUGCGUGUUAAGAUAAUUUUAGUUAGAUACAAUCGCUUACUAACCUUAUUUUCUCUGUGUAAAUUUGCAGUGCUUUUAUUAAAUUAUAUUAUAUAAUUUCUGCAUUUUAAACACUCCAAAAAUGGACCCCAUUCACGUCCAUUGUAAGUGCCUCACUGUAAAAUGUUUUUUUAUUUUAUAUAUUUAAAAAAGUUGCUGAGUCUAAAUGCUACAUUGUGGUAAUCAACAUUAUGCCACAAAUGCUAUUUAUUGAGCUUAACUUGUAUUGAACCCAGAAAAGUCCUUUAAGAGUAUAUCUCAUUGCUUGUGUGGUUAUGUGUUCCCAGCUCUUGAAGUAUACAUGUUUUAGUUAUUAUUUAGGUAUGUAUUGUAUUAAAUGUAUAUUCAUUAUUUUAUGUCUCUGUCCUGUUACUUUUGUCUGCUUCUUCCCCUUUUACCUUUUUGCAUCCAUUAAGAUAACUAAAAGUUAAACUCAAUGACAGUUAGAUGAUGCUGUGCAGCACCAUUUUGCAUGCAAUGUAGCAUGAACUACAAUUUAAAUGACAUAUUUUGUUGUUUGUUUUUAACCAAGGUGCUUUUUUGUGUGUUUCAUAUUGCUAAUGCAUCUAAAAUAAAACUGUCAAACGUGUUCUUUGCUAAAUGUGUUCUUUAUUCUCUUUCCCACUAUAUUUGUUCAUUACCCUAGAUAAACCUAUUUAAUUUAAAU
This is a messenger RNA of Xyrauchen texanus (razorback sucker), 3183 nucleotides long. RefSeq names its product TBC1 domain family, member 17 (gene tbc1d17). Gene Ontology annotation, molecular function: GTPase activator activity. Lineage: Eukaryota; Metazoa; Chordata; Actinopteri; Cypriniformes; Catostomidae. Gene Ontology annotation, biological process: activation of GTPase activity. The coding region runs from base 24 to 1955 and encodes 643 amino acids. The record is from RefSeq and is a predicted model, not a curated record. The transcript has 17 exons.